Molecule: messenger RNA, 2492 nt
Organism: Oncorhynchus masou masou (cherry salmon)
Lineage: Eukaryota; Metazoa; Chordata; Actinopteri; Salmoniformes; Salmonidae
Product: ubiquitin carboxyl-terminal hydrolase 12-like
Exons: 9
Coding region: 606-1724 (372 amino acids)
Biological process (GO): protein deubiquitination
Cellular component (GO): cytosol; nucleus
Molecular function (GO): cysteine-type deubiquitinase activity
Source: RefSeq, a predicted model, not a curated record
UGACCAUGUCAGUGAACUGCUGAACGACUCAUCUGAUUAACUUUUGUUAACAAAAUUUAUUAAAAUAAUGCAGAUUUUGUUGUGCUUGUACAUUAUCAAAAAUAAUUGAUUGAUGAACUGCUGACCGUGACAGCCAGUUAUAUUGACAAAUAAAUUGGAUUCUCGUCUCAAAAGCCUGAUCAAAGUUUCAGUGAGUUUGACUCUGGUUUGACAUUAAUUACAGUCGUUAUUCUCUACACAGCUGUGUGUCCAGAAAUUCUCAUGUGGGCACAUUUGUGAAUGUUAUAUUAUCUACGCCACAGAACAUGGACAUCGGAUGGAGGUUAUCUUGCACGGAGCUAAAACGGUCACGGCUAGAAGGGAUCGAGCUUUUGUCAAAUUAACGUAAAAGUAUAUAUUUUUUUUGUUUUUGUUGCAUUUUCGCUAACUACAUCUUUUCCAAACCUUUACCGUAUUCUCUUUAAUUUGACGUUAAUUUAACAAAAGAUGGAUUGCUUCCAGGGAUGACCCUCUAAGACCUAGAGGAGCUCCCAUCGCCCGUCCAGUGUGCCCUGUCACAAGGGAGUCCUCCUCGCGGUGAUUGGGUGGAAGAUGGCGUUGGGCGAAUGGAAAUCCUAAUGACAGUUUCCAAAUUUGCCUCUUUUUGUACCAUGGGCGCCAAUGCCUCCGCUCUGGAGAAAGAGAUUGGCUCAGAGCAGUUCCCUGUCAACGAGCACUACUUCGGAUUGGUCAAUUUUGGGAACACGUGCUACUGUAACUCGGUGCUGCAGGCUCUGUACUUCUGCCGUCCGUUCCGGGAGAAGAUCUUGGCGUACCGUAGCCAGCCCCGACGCAAGGAGAACCUGCUGACCUGCCUGGCCGACCUGUUCCACAGUAUCGCAAACCAGAAGAGAAAGGUGGGAGUCAUACCACCCAAGAAGUUCAUCACACGCCUACGCAAGGAGAAUGAGCUGUUUGACAACUACAUGCAACAGGAUGCCCAUGAGUUCCUGAACUACCUGCUCAACACCAUCGCUGACCUGCUGCAGGAGGAGAGGAAGCAGGACAAGACCAACGGCCGCCUGGCCAAUGGCUCGCUCGACUCCCAGAACAACAACAGCAACGCCCCGCCUCCCUCCACCUGGGUCCAUGAGAUCUUCCAGGGAACCCUCACCAACGAGACCCGCUGCCUCACCUGUGAAACGAUCAGCAGCAAAGAUGAAGACUUCCUGGACCUGUCAGUGGAUGUGGAACAGAACACCUCCAUCACACACUGUCUCAGGGGGUUUAGUAACACAGAGACUCUCUGCAGCGAGUAUAAGUACUACUGUGAAGAAUGUAGAAGUAAACAGGAGGCACACAAAAGGAUGCGUGUGAAGAAGCUGCCUAUGAUCCUGGCUCUACACCUGAAGAGGUUCAAGUACAUGGAGCAGUUGCAGCGUUACACCAAGCUGUCCUAUCGUGUUGUCUUCCCUCUGGAGCUCCGCCUCUUCAACACCUCAGGAGACGCAACCAAUCCCGAGAGGCUCUAUGACCUGGUUGCCGUCGUGGUGCAUUGUGGGAGUGGUCCAAACAGAGGACACUACAUCGCCAUUGUGAAGAGUCACGACUUCUGGCUGCUGUUUGAUGAUGACAUUGUAGAGAAGAUAGACGCCCAGGCCAUAGAGGAGUUCUACGGCCUCACCUCUGAGAUCUCAAAGAACUCUGAGUCAGGCUACAUCCUAUUCUAUCAGUCAAGAGACUGACUGUCCCUGAAGAGGACAGUACCUCUCAGUGGAUUUGAGGAUCAUACUAGUAGACCAUACUAGUGUAAAUCGCUCUGUAGUGUCACACACCUACUGAAGCUCAGCCUCAGUCCCCCCUAUCCUCCCUCCUACCUUCCUCCCUCCCUCCCCCAUCCCACUCCUACCUCCCUCCCUCUUACUCCUACCUACCUCCCUCCUUCCCCCACCCUGUCACCUAGGCUGGAGAUGCUGCUACAGGGAGUUGUGUCAAAGGUUCAGUGGACGUUGUAUCAAAGUUUUGUGAGUUGGAAAGCUGUUUAAUGACUGUUGUACAGAGGUUGUAUGACUGAGGCGAUGGUUAUAGCAUGGGGGUUUGCGUGGGAUGAGUGGGUAUUUAAUGAUUCAUGUGUUUUCAUAGCGGCCAGGUGUCUGCACACUCCCUCAGACUGCAACUCUGCUUUGGUGCCUGGCUGGGGCCUAGUCAGAGCAGACCAGUUGACUGCAUGAAGGGAGAGUGGGGAGGUGAGUGUUCCAAGUGUGGGACACUUGGGUUGUGUAUUUCUACCAUGUACAGAGUGGUAUUUGUAUCAAUAUGAGGAGAAUAAGAUGAUAUUAUCAUAGGAAAAAAAUAUAAGUCCUUGAGAAGAUAAUGUAUUGUCACUAUGGUGCACUUUUGAUACCGUUUUGUAGGUGUUGGCAAGGUUUAUGUGAGGGUUUGCUUGAGACGGCCUGUUGUGAAAUGGUCAUUUUCUGUUUUAAAGAAAAAUUGAAUAAAAUAUCAUAGAUACA